AAUGCGCAGGGGAGGUAUAGGUGCAGGGGUUGUACGCUGGGUCUCUUAAAAAAAAAAAAAAAAAAAAAAAAAAACACUGCCGUAAUUCCAAAAAAUGAGGAGGGGCGGUUAAAAAUAAGCAAGGAGGUCCUGUUACUGAAAAAGGGGUAGACUACCAGCUGAUGCAACUUUAAACCACAUUGACAAGAGACUUGUUCAAAAUAACAAUUCAACACGAGAUCACAGUGCAAUGCACUGAAAAGUUCUUGGAUUAGCAGACUAUUAACAUAAAGCAAAACGCUACUUCAGGAGAGAGAGAGAGAGAGAGAGGGGGGGUGCACAGACGGCUGUAGCACAACUCGCUGAAAAAAGACACAGCAAAGAAGAAAAUCAUCUUGGAGGCUGCUUCUCACGGAAGGUUUCGCAAGUGCUCUCGAGCUAUGGAAAAGAAAGUAUGCGACACAAUGCAAAAUGGAGCGGUUCUUGGUGAGACGACGAAGAAGGAUGAGAACAUACGGCGGGGAAACUGGGGCAACCAGAUUGAGUUCAUUCUGACCAGUGUCGGCUAUGCAGUGGGCUUGGGCAAUGUCUGGAGAUUCCCCUAUCUCUGCUACAGAAAUGGAGGAGGUGCCUUCAUGUUUCCCUACUUCAUCAUGCUUGUGUUCUGUGGAAUCCCGCUCUUUUUCCUGGAGCUGUCCUUCGGACAGUUUGCCAGUCUUGGCUGCCUUGGGGUAUGGAAAGUCAGCCCCAUGUUUAAAGGUGUUGGCUAUGGUAUGAUGGUGGUUUCCACGUAUAUCGGUAUUUAUUACAACGUGGUGAUCUGCAUCGCUUUCUAUUACUUCUUCAUGUCUAUGACCAACGUGCUUCCUUGGACAUACUGCAAUAACCCCUGGAACACCAAGGACUGCAGCGGGGUGGUGGGGUCUUCCUAUGCAAACGCCUCUAUUGCCAACACGUCCACGUUGAUGAGAAACAUCUCAGAAUUGGUGAACCAUACAGCCAAGAGGACCAGCCCUAGCGAGGAGUACUGGAAGUACCAAGUGCUGAACAUCUCCGAUGACAUUGGUCAUUUUGGAGAGGUGCGGCUUCCCAUAUUGGGUUGCCUGGCAGCCUCCUGGGUCGUGGUGUUCUUCUGUCUCAUCAAAGGGGUCAAGUCGUCAGGGAAAGUGGUUUACUUUACAGCCACAUUUCCUUAUGUGGUGCUGACCAUCCUCUUCAUCCGAGGAAUUACGUUGGAUGGUGCUGUUAAUGGGAUCAAAUACUACCUGACUCCACAGUGGAAAAUGAUCUUGGAUGCAAAGGUGUGGGGGGAUGCUGCCUCCCAGAUCUUCUACUCUCUUGGCUGUGCCUGGGGUGGGCUCAUCACCAUGGCAUCUUAUAACAAAUUCCACAACAACUGUUACAGGGACAGCAUAAUCAUCAGCAUAACAAACUGUGCAACCAGCGUCUACGCAGGCUUUGUCAUCUUCUCCAUUCUGGGCUUCAUGGCGCACCACCUGGGCGUGGAUGUGGCCGAUGUGGCUGACCACGGACCUGGGCUAGCUUUUGUGGCCUACCCAGAGGCCCUCACUCUGCUGCCCAUUUCCCCACUUUGGUCACUCCUUUUCUUCUUCAUGCUCAUCCUGCUUGGACUUGGAACUCAGUUCUGCCUGUUGGAGACACUGGUAACAGCUAUUGUGGAUGAGAUUGGGACAGACUGGAUAAUUCGGAAUAAAACAUACGUGACCUUGGGGGUGGCGGUAGUUGGCUUUCUGCUAGGAGUGCCUCUGACAUCUCAGGCUGGGAUCUAUUGGCUGCUGCUCAUGGAUAACUAUGCAGCCAGUUUCUCUCUUGUCAUCAUCUCCUGUAUCAUGUGUGUCUCCAUCAUGUACAUUUACGGGUUCCGUAACUACUUCAAGGAUGUUGAGAUGAUGCUGGGUUUUCCUCCUCCACUCUUUUUCCGAAUCUGCUGGCGAUUCGUGUCUCCUGCCAUCAUCUCGUUUAUCCUGGUGUUCACAGUAGUCCAGUACAAACCUAUUACUUACAAUGACUACAUCUAUCCUGGCUGGUCUUUAAUCAUCGGAUUCCUAAUGGCUCUCUCUUCCGUAAUUUGCAUUCCUAUCUACGCCAUUUACAAGAUCUGGACGUCUGAAGGGACAACGUUUCUAGAGCGUGUAAAAAACGCAUUAAAGCCAGACCCCAGCUGGGGCCCAGCCCUACAGGAGCACCGGACUGAUCGAUAUGCACCGAACGUCAGCUCUGGCUCAGACUUGAACCAGGAGGGUCAGCUUCUGCACACUAAGGAGAAGCCAGAAGAGGUCAGCCUCAUGAUCCAGGGCAGCAAUGGUUCUGCACACAACCCAGAGGCCAGUGCAUAAAACCAUGGUGCAUCUUCAAAGCAUUUUACCCACAGCAGUUGGUGAAGACAUUCUUGUGAAAACGUAACCUUUACAUAUUGCAAAGGCUUAUUAUUUCUAAUCUCUAUAGAAUUAGCUGUCAUUUGAAUAUUUUUUUUUUUUGUCUGCAUAAUCUGAGAAUGUAGUUUUUACAUGAAAAACUAUAACUUGUCUACAAACUGUUAGUUCCAAAACUAGCAAGGUGGGGUACAUUAUUUUCAGAUCUUUUAUGAAAUCGGAGUAUGGUAGAAUAGCAGCCAGGCAACCUUGUAUAGUCACAGUGCUAUCUUGUUGGAGAGCUGGAGACAGAAUUUUCUGUAGAAUAAAUAAAAAAAUAACACACACUGACCCAAACCCCAGUUCUCAACGUAGCAGGUGUUCUGUUUCCCAUUUUUUUUUAAUAACACUUGCUAUAUGCUAAAGACUCACACUAACCAAUCAAUACUGUCUGGGGAAGUACUGUUUUCUGUUUCUUAAUAUAAGCAAUAUCCUACUUGUAUAUAUGUAAAAAAAUAUAUAUUUUAGCUUGUUUUGAAAAUACCCUACAAAACAAAUACAUGAUAAUUGUUCAUUGUUUUACAAGUCACCACCUAUGGUUACUGUUUUGGCCAGGAUUUUUUUUUUUUUUUUUUUAAAACAAAGGCAUAAACAGGCUCUUCCAAAGGAAUCACAAACAGCAAUAAUUGUUUGGAAACUGGGUUCUACUUAUACACAUGAUGGACUAAUUGGACUGCAGCUUAACAUCAAUAAAAUGAUGUGGAAACAGACCUUUUUGACCCAAGCAUUAAUGAUCCAAGUGUAAUAGAAUAUACUAAUGUUGCUGCAGUUUAAGAAAUAUUAUGCUCUAGCUUUCUAAAUGGACAGCCUGAUUCAUAAAACACUUCCAUAUUCACGGUUAGGACCGUGGUGAAACCAGGCAACCAAUGAACCACAGAGGAAAUGUUUAAGAAAUGUUCGUGUUCUCUAUGUUUCAUUGGUUGCCUGGAAAAGUUGCCCAAAAGAUGGCUUGUGUUUAUCUGCUGUUUUAAAACUCAUCUUUCCAGAAAAUACACAGAGAAGAGAUGAUCUAAGUGGUAUAGGCAACUAAAGGAGAUAUAUAAAAUUAUGAUAAUUAAUUAUUGCAGUUACUAGGAACAACUCUGGACCCAAGGUGUUAUUUUAGUAGGUCUUCCAGUAAGGUUGUGGUAAAGCGGUUUUUUUUUUUUUUUUAUUUUUUUCAAAUCAAAUAUUACACUUCAGAAGGGAGCAUAAGCAUUAAAACAGUAGCAUGAAAUUGAAUGCUUGUGAUAGUUACAGGACAGUAUUUGAUGCCCCAUAUUAACAAAAAAGCACAAAAUAUGGUAUAACAUUCCCAAAUAAAACUAUAAUAGUUUAUGUUUUUAGGAAAUUUUCCAGAGGGGUUGUGCUUUACUACAUUCCCCUUUACAGCAUGCUGUUAACAAGGAUUCCACCCAUUUAGUCUACACACAGCAAAUAUCAGUCUUUUUAGAAAUCAUAAAUCAUAUAACAUAGCCUACAAUUAAGCAACAAAAAGGUACAUUUUGUAAAGCACCUUAAAUAAUAAGACAUAGUGGAAGGAGUGGAUGUCUCCUUGGAUUGGCGACUGCAAGGGAAGCCUUUUACCUCAUUCAUUAGUAAAUGUCAUCGUGAUCUGUUGGUUGUCUUGUGAACAUCUGUAAUUGGCUCCAAUAAUCCCAGCUGUAAAUCAUCAUCUCAUUUGGUGCGCGUGUGUGCAAGGGAGAGAGGGGCGUUGCAGAUGCUAAUCCUGUUCCCCUUCUGCGGUGAAACAGGUGACUUAAGUCUUCAACACUGUUAAUAUGGUUCCCGGUGUAGGUAGUUCCUGGAAUUGCUGUAUGACAGAUCCAUUUUAACUGAUUGGUAAUCUUUGCUAAUACUACUCAUUGCUGGAGCUUGUGUGGAUGUAUUAGGAAGGUGGAGAAAUAUGAAUUAUGAUCCUUAACUAUUGCUUUAUAAACAUAAAAUACUUUUUAUAGUGGUUCUCUUAAGGCAUCCAAAAAUGUGAAAGCAGCAAUGUGUAUCAUACACAAUUACAAACAUAUAUUAUUAUUGUUAUUAUUUGUUUAUUUAGCAGAUGACUUUAUCCAAGGCAACUUACAGAGACUAAGGUGUGUGAACUAUGUAAGAGUCACUUACAAUUACGUCUCACCCGAAAGAUGGAGCACAAUAUACUGCAGAAUUUCCAUUAUCUGAAACUCAGGGGACAAGGAGUAAUGUAGGUGUUUGGAUAUCAGAAUACUUGCAUAUAGAGCUGCAAGCAGUAGUUCAACUGCAGUGUAACUACAUUUAUUUAGAGUCAGAAAAAAAAAAAUUAAAUACAAAAAUAAAAAUCUUGUACUAUAUUUAAAUUUAAAAUAGAAUUGUUAUCCCCUAAAAAAAAUGUCAAGCUGCAUUGAUUUUGGUACAAAUUGCAUGAAUUAUUUAAAGACACCUGCAAUAUCUUUUUUUUUUAAUGGAACCUCAUUCCCUUUGAGCGUCCUCAGUGAGCCCCUGUUCUCUUCCUUGUACAGUGAUGUAAAGAUACACCCUUAGGGAUGUUUUUCUGUUUUGUUUUUGUUUGUUAGUAUUGUAUUUAGAUUGUAUAUGUGUAAUAUUUCCUCUGUGUAGUGUUGAUUUGCAGUGACAUAAUCUAAGUAUUAUUAGUGCAGCAGUGUGCCAAUAUUGAUGUUUUAUAAUUAUAACUAUAAUCUUUUAACAGAACAGUUUACAUAAGCUAUGUUAUUUUUUUCCUAGUUCUCUCAGAUUAAGGCACCUCUGUCACCCAGUUAUAGUAACACCUGCCUCACCUAAAAUCUGAAGCCAGCUGGUAUUAAUAGUCCUGUAAAACCUAUAAUAUUAUCUUACAACUACAGUAAAGGAGCAGUAAAUGGGGACAAGCAGUAUUAAAGUGUUUAACAGUAUGAAACUUUAACUACUAUACAUUUUAAUUGUGAAGGUCAGUAAGUGUUUAGUACAAUGUACGUAACUAUGGCUAUACUGCCCUUUAUCUGCAGUCUAUGCUGUAUUUAACACAUAUUUGCUUCUCUUUAUUUGGCUUUUUCACUGCAGUGAUUUAAAGACCGCACACCAUUCUCUUAAGCACACUGCCUGCAAUGAGAAUUACUUCUGCAGUAUGAAUAUUUUAGUGGCAAAUAUUACAGGUAGUCAUGACUGUUCAGCAAGGGUGGAGUGUACCAAAAUAUCACUAAAAUAUAACUUUAACUGAACCCCUUUCAUAUACAAUAAAUGCAGGCAACAUAACCUCACCCACCCACUGAUGAUAAACCUUACUUCCAAAACUUGGCACAUACGUUACAUACUCGGAAGUAGUCCCACGCAAUUUAUGCAUUUACCAAAAGACACCUUUGCAGACGCAGAAAAUAGGUACCUGCGGAUAAAGCACAGGCCCCUCAAUGCCAUAUGCAUUGUAGGGACCAUCUGUCACAAGUCAGGUGCAGGUGUGGUGUGGUCACCUACUGUGUGUUCAGGAAGGAGACAACAUUAUUCAUGUCUCCAAAUGUAUAAUGCUCCAAAAAACGCUUCCUUGGGGGACUGGCCAUUUGCACAGUAGUUGUAAUUGUAAUGUAUUUCUUCUAGCAAUUCUGUUUCUAAAAUAUUACAGUUAAUAUUAGUAACUAAAACAUUACAUCUUCAGUCAAUGACACUUGGUGGGUCCGAUUGUGUCAGAAUGAUAAUGGAUUUUUUUAAGGUCCUCGUCUAUCUUGGGUGAUGGGAAUUUACAGUUUGGGGUUGCUUAUAAGAACAUAAGAAAGUUUACAAACGAGAGGCGAUUCGGCCCAUCUUGCUUGUUUGGUUGUUUGUAGCUUAUUGAUCCCAGAAUCUCAUCAAGCAGCUUCUUGAAGGAUCCCAGGGUGUCGGCUUCAACAACAUUACUGGGGAGUUGGUUCCAGACUCCCACAAUUCUCUGUGUAAAAAGUGCCUCAUAUUCUGUUCUGAAUGCCCCUUUAUCUAAUCUCCAUUUGUGACCCCUGGUCCUUGUUUCUUUAUUCAGGUCGAAAAAGUCCCUUGGGUCAACGUUGUCAAUACCUUUUAGGAUUUUGAAUACUUGAAUCAGAUCGCGCGUAGUCUUCUUUGUUCAAGACUGAAUAGAUCCAGUUAUUUUAGCCUGUCUGCAUAUGGCAUGGCUUUUAAACCUGGAAUAAUUCUGGUUGCUCUUCUUUGCACUUUUUCUAGAGCAGCAAUAUCCUAUUUGUAGCGUGGUGACCAAAACUGAACACAAUAUUCUAGAUGAUGUCUUACUAAUGCAUUGUAGAGUUUUAACAUUGCUUCCCUUGAUUUUAAAUUCAACACUUUUCACUAUAUAUCCAAGCAAGACAGACCCACAUCAACUUGUUUUUUUGUAAAACUGGGGGUUGUUUUGUUUGAAGGAUUUUUAAAAUAGGCAGCAAAUAAAAAAUGAAACGUAAGCACAAGGCCAUUAAGGAUCUGCCUUAUCUAUGCCUGUUACAUAUGGAGUCGUGCAUGUUAUAAAUGGAAAUGCAUGUAAUUAGCUGUACAUGCUUCCUUUCCUGUGGGUUCUGUUACAACCCUAAACCUAAAAAGCAACAGCUGUGUAUACAUUUUUCUCUUGGUAUGUGUAUAUUGUACAAGGUUAACGUACAAACUAUAGUUAUAUGUACCAUAGGUUUUUAAUGGUAUUUUUGGGAUAUACUUGUGAUAUGAACUUUUAAGACAGUAUAAUAUUUGUGUUAGUAACGGUGUCUCCUGUUUGUUUUUUCAAGCACACUUCAUACCAAUAGAAGUUGUUGUAAUUAGCAUUACCUUGUAACACCCUCACAGUAUAAUUAAUAUGUCCGAUUGAAAAAAUAUGUACUUGUAUUUUGUUAACGGCAGUUGAGAAAAUCUAGUUUGUACCAGCAGAGCAACUAAAAAUAUUCAAACAUCAGAAAAUGAAGGUGUUAAACAACAAGCGACAGUGUAGGGCAUUUUGCACAGAUGCAUUGUCAUGCUUUUUCAUGGCAUUUCACCUGAAAAAAGCCUGCAGUUUAGGGGCUGGUUUCCCGCUUACUUUAAUCUCACUAAAGAUAAGAGACAGGUGACC
Acipenser ruthenus (sterlet) is the source of this 7413-nucleotide messenger RNA. RefSeq names its product sodium- and chloride-dependent glycine transporter 1. Gene Ontology annotation, biological process: sodium ion transmembrane transport; neurotransmitter transport; glycine import across plasma membrane. NCBI's taxonomy places the organism in Eukaryota, Metazoa, Chordata, Actinopteri, Acipenseriformes, Acipenseridae. Gene Ontology annotation, cellular component: plasma membrane. The record is from RefSeq and is a predicted model, not a curated record. The transcript is spliced from 14 exons. Bases 420 to 2336 code for a protein of 638 amino acids. Gene Ontology annotation, molecular function: glycine:sodium symporter activity.